GGAGAGCGCGCCUUGGCCUCGCGCACCGGAGAUUGCAGGCUGGAAGUAGUAAAGGAACUAAGAACGCGCAUGAGACAAAGUGAAUCGGACGGUGCGGGCUGACAGCUGUGGUGACGUCAGCGGCGCACGGCAGGGAUUUGCACUUUGACAGGAAGAGGACCUGUCACCACCGCUUCAGGCUGAGGAGGUGGAUUAUCUAUCACAACCAGCACAGCAACAAUGGAUGACAAGAGGUUCAGUGAACUGCCAGAAUCUGCAUCCAUAAUAAACAGUGAAGACUUUGUCUUGGUUCCGUUGCAAGGCGACAUUUCUUCUAAUCCAGAGGACAAACCGCAACUUAAGAUCAUGUCAAAUGGAGAUGAGCAACUGGAAAAAGCCAUGGAAGAGAUUCUCAGGGAUUCCGAAAAAGCACAAAUCAGCAUUGGAAGAGUAGUUGAAAAUCCUGCUAAUAUCCUUUCUGAAAGAGAGGCUCAUAGUUCACCUUUUACCUUAAUCCUGGACCCCACAAAUACAGAAGUUCCAGUUCUAAACUCGGCUCCACACUUACCCAAUCCUGCAGAGGAGGACAGUGUUUUAUUUCACAAACUAUCCUAUUUAGGAUGCAUGAGCGUUUCAGCUCCACGGAAUGAACAAGAGGCUCUCCGUGCCAUGGCUUCCAUGAGAGCGAGCUGUGUGGCACCAAUUCCUGUUACACUGUUUGUUCCUAAUGUUACAGAAGGUUCCGUCAGAAUAAUUGAUCAAACCAAAAAUGCUGAAAUAGCCUCAUUUCCAAUAUACAAAGUGUUGUUCUGUGUUCGUGGACAGGAUGGGACUUCUGAAGACAAUUGCUUUGCAUUUACAGAAAGGGACACAAGCACUGAUGAAUUUCAAAUCCAUGUUUUCAGCUGUGAGAUCAAAGAGGCAGUCAGUCGAAUAUUAUACAGUUUUUUUACGGCAUUCAAACGCUCAUCCAAACAAGCAUCAGAUGUUAAAGACUGUGCUUUACCCAGUCCAGACAAUGAUGUGUUCACUUUCACAGUUACUUUAGAAGUCAAAGAAGAUGACAGUAAAGGAAAUUUCAGUGCGGUACCAAAGGAUCGCGAUAAAUUCUUUUUUAAACUGAAGCAGGGAGUUGAAAAGAAGGUUGUGAUCACCAUCCAGCAAGUGGCAAACAAGGAAUUAGGAGUAGAAAGAUGCUUUGGAAUGUUGCUUAGUCCAGGAAGGAAUGUGAAGAACAGUGAUAUGCAUCUGUUAGAUAUGGAAUCCAUGGGGAAAAGUAGUGAUGGAAAAGCUUAUGUGAUCACAGGAAUCUGGAACCCUAAUGCACCAGCCUUUCAAGCCCUCAAUGAAGAAACACCCAAAGAUAAAAGGGUGUUCAUGACUGUCGCAGUAGAUAUGGUGGUGAUUGAAGUGGUAGAACCAGUCCGAUUCUUAUUGGAAACAGUUGUGCGUGUAUAUCCUACGAAUGAGCGUUUUUGGUACUUCAGUAGGAAGACAUUCACUGAGACCUUUUACUUAAAGCUCAAGCCGUCUGGAAGUAAAGGUACUGGGGAUUCAAUCUAUGAGGUUUUGAGCCUUCAGCGGCAGUCUGAGAUAGAAGAAGCUCCUUCCAGUCCAGUGUGUGCCAGUGGUCUACUGUCUCCAGAGGAUGAAGAACCAGAGGAAGAAAGCGAUAAUGAACUCUGGAGUGGAACUGGAGAUGUGUCUAAAGAUUGUCCCGAAAACAUUCUGGAUUCCUGGGGUCAAUUACUCAAUAAAUGGCACAGUAAUCUAAGCGUAAGGCCCAAGGGACUGUCUUCAUUGGUGAAGAGAGGGGUACCUGAAGCACUAAGGGCAGAAGUAUGGCAAUUACUUGCUGGUUGUCAUGAAAACCAGGAAAUGCUGGAGAAGUACAAGACACUCAUCAUAAAGGACUCCGUGCAAGAGAGCGUCAUUAAGAGGGACGUCCAUCGUACAUUUCCAGCUCAUGAUUAUUUCAAAGACACUCAGGGAGACGGACAGGAUUCUCUAUUUAGAAUCUGUAAGGCAUACUCCUUAUAUGACCAGGACAUUGGAUAUUGCCAGGGACAAAGCUUCUUAGCAGCAGUGCUUCUUUUGCAUAUGCCAGAGGAGCAAGCAUUCUGUGUGUUGGUUAGGAUCAUGUAUGAUUACCAGUUCCGCAACCUCUAUAAGAACAACUUCGAAGAUUUGCAUUGCAAGUUUUACCAGCUAGAGAGACUUAUGCAGGAACAGCUUCCAGACCUGUAUUCACAUUUCAUGGCUUUGAACCUAGAAGCGCACAUGUACGCCUCCCAAUGGUUUCUCAGUCUGUUCACAGCCAAAUUUCCACUUUGCAUGGUAUUCCACAUCAUGGACCUACUUCUUUCAGAGGGCUUGUGUAUCAUCUUUCACGUAGCAUUGGCUCUUUUAAAGACUUCCAAAGAAGAUCUUCUACAAGCAGAUUUUGAAGGGGCUUUAAAGUUUUUCCGGGUUCAGCUACCGAAACGCUACCGAGCAGAGGAGAAUGCCCGUAGGUUAAUGGAACAAGCUUGCAACAUAAAGGUUCCAACAAAGAAACUGAAAAAAUAUGAGAAGGAUUACCUGGCUAUGAGAGAGAGCCAACUGCAACAGGAAGACCCUAUAGAGAGAUAUAAGAGAGAAAAUCGGAGACUGCAGGAGACCAGCAUGAGGCUAGAACAGGAAAAUGAUGACCUGGCUCACGAACUGGUCACUAGCAAAAUUGCCCUGCGCAAUGAUUUGGAUCAGGCGGAGGACAAAGCUGAAGUAUUGAAUAAGGAGCUUCUGCUAACUAAGCAGAGGUUGGUUGAGGCCGAGGAAGAGAAACGCAAACAGGAAGAAGAGACAGCCCAGCUUAAGGAAGUUUUCCGGAAACAGUUGGAAAAGGCUGAAUUAGAAAUCAAGAAAACUACAGCUAUCAUAGCAGAGUAUAAACAGAUUUGUUCUCAACUGAGCACACGGCUCGAGAAGCAACAAACUACAAGCAGAGAGGAACUUGAGAUGGUCAAGGCCAGAGUAAUGUCCUGCAGCCACUGCAGUGAGAUUUUCAGCAAGGAAGGGGUCCUACAGACUGGUAGCUCAGGCAAAGACAAAUCAGCUGAUGGAGCAGAUGAUGAGAAGGAAUCUAUCAUGAAACAUCUGCGAGAAAUGGAGCUGGACCUGGCACAAACCAAACUGCAGCUUGUGGAGGCCAAAUGCAAAAUCCAGGAACUGGAGCAUCAGAGAGGGGCACUUCUCAGUGAAAUCCAGGCUGCCAAAAACUCCUGGUUUAGCAAAACUCUGAACUCUAUUAAAACGGCUACAAGUUCACAGCCCACCGCACAGCCCCCGCAAGGAGCACAGCCUUCCAGCCCAGUCCUGCAGGGGCCUAAAGAGAGCACAUAGCACCUUAAUGACGCACUGAACAAGAGCACAAGAUGACCAGGAAGCAAACCGAACAAGAGGAGGACAGUUGCCGACGUUACGACUUCUUAUGAUUAAGAUCACCUAUUGGUUUCUGUUGUCACAGAUGUGUCCUACAGGAUUCAAACCUCUUGUCAAGUCUUCUGGCAAAGCCUCCUGAAAAAUGUUUUGGAUCUUUUCUUUGGAGAGUGGACACUUUAAUUAUUAUUUCUCUAAUAAGACUUGCAUUAUUUUACUAUUUCAGAGCCGUGGGGCUCUUGCUAGCAGGCUAAUUUGUACUGGCACCAUUACCUAGCUUAUCUCAUGGAAGUAAGAUUAUUGUGCGUUUUGUAAGUAUACAUCUGCUGGAGUGAUCAUAAAGUUUCUUUAUAUAAAUAUUUCUUUAUUACAUAUUUGAUGGAAAAUUUUAACAUAUUUGCUGCCUAUGAAAGUGCUAAACUUUCUUUUUUUGACUUUUUUUAAGCUUUUUCUGUCAUUGAGAUUUACUUGGACCUGCAGUGUUGUAUGAAACCUGCAAAAACUUUAUUAAUUAGUCACCAGGACAUAAAAAAUAUGUCACUAUAUUUACUGCUUAAUAAAAAGUCAUUGGUGCA
Bombina bombina (fire-bellied toad) is the source of this 3971-nucleotide messenger RNA. It is a transcript of the gene RABGAP1L, whose product is annotated as RAB GTPase activating protein 1 like. The coding region runs from base 220 to 3360 and encodes 1046 amino acids. The transcript has 26 exons. Lineage: Eukaryota; Metazoa; Chordata; Amphibia; Anura; Bombinatoridae. The record is from RefSeq and is a predicted model, not a curated record.